Messenger RNA from Brassica rapa (field mustard), 3844 nucleotides. RefSeq names its product probable LRR receptor-like serine/threonine-protein kinase At1g74360. NCBI's taxonomy places the organism in Eukaryota, Viridiplantae, Streptophyta, Magnoliopsida, Brassicales, Brassicaceae. Gene Ontology annotation, molecular function: protein binding. The record is from RefSeq and is a predicted model, not a curated record.
GUCCCCAUCUGUUGCUGUGUUUCCACAAAACAUUUAAAAUAAUAUCACAAAACAAGAACAUAACUUGUCUUUGGCUCUUGUGUACUUACUGUCUAUCUUUGUAUAAAUGUAAUGCUUCAAACUUGGAGAAAAAUCCCUUACUUUCUCAUUGUACCAGAAGAGUUGCAUUUUUAGUUGAUCUAUCCAGCAAUAGAAAAUGUCUCUGUUUUGUCUGUAGUUUCUUUAGUUCUUUGAGAGUAAAAUCAACUGCAAGAAAUCAAAAUGCCAGUGAUGUUGAAUACUUGGACCUCAUAUUACGUCUCUAGCUCUUUUGAAGUUAUCAAAUGAGAUUAUUAUGUAAUAUUAGGUGUCUCGCUCUUUUAGGCGCAAUGUCCUUUCAGCACACACAGUAAGAAGACCCAAACUUUUUUUCUUAGCUUGGAGUGAAAAUAGAAUGAAGUAUAAGCUUUAGACAUUCAACUCUGGAAUUCUCAUAUAAACUUGUUUGGAUCAAAUUCUCAUAUUUUUUGCUGAUAUCAAAAAUUAAAUUAAUUACUUACAAAAAAAUUAAUAUUUUAAAAAUAAUUAGUUAAUUCGUCGUGUUCGGUAAAUAUCUGAAAUUACCAAAACAAUAGUACUAUUUUUACCAACUACCAACCAACGCCUCUCCUUGGAAAAAAAAAAUCUGCAAACAAAAAUCCUCUCUAGUCAUCCCUUUUUCAUUUUCGACCGACAGUACGGCCCGUACUCCUCCAUAUUCUCUCUUUCGUCCUCGUACAUAUUCUUCAGAGCUCUACGAAAGAUACUUUCGACGCCCAAUCGCUGCUUUCAUCUCAAUGUCUAAAACGACCUAAAUUGCUGUUCCCAACUCCGAUUCGAUGCGCCUCACGCAACGACGGUUGCUAUUCUAUUCUUUCGUGCGAGGAUUUAGGGAUUUUUCUUUUUUCAGCGGUAGGACAAACGGCGGCGUUUGCGUUUUGGCGGUAACAUGACGUGGCAGAUAAAUCCACAUCAGCAUUACCGUUGAGUGACUGUGAUUGGUCAUUUGUUUGGCAUCUUUCGUUACCACAUAAUUUUUUUUUUUUUUGUGUAAAGAUUUAUUUACUCUUUUCGUUGCCAUAAUUUAGAUAAGCCUGUGGUGAUGGUAAAGGUUAGAUCUUUGGUUACUUGUAAGCCUUUUUUCCUAUAAUAAAUGGCUUUGACCACAACUGAAAGAUGCUGACAACGCCCUACGUAUCAAAGGAUUAACUUUCUACAAAGAUCUCAAACAACUCAAAGUAAACGAUGUUGAUUCUUGGACUAUAAGUUGCUUUCAUUAAAUGAGACUUGGACUUUGUAAAACAUUACAUAAUUGUUUCUUGUUGAUUGUGGUUGUGGUUGUUUAUACGGAAAAUCUGAACACCAACUUAAACUAGAAGAUGGUAUCGCCUGGGAUUAUGGCAGAUGGUGAUUCUAAAUCACUUAGCUUGUUCGCUUUCUUACUCUUUGUUUUGACCACCGCCACAGCAGUGGCCGGAGAUUCUCUGGACAGUGAUCGUGAGGUCUUGUUGAGCUUUAAAUCUCACCUUGAAUCUCGGAACCCAACAGAACGAGGGAAGUACAACGAAUGGGAAACAACAGAGAAGCAAGAUGUGUGUCAUUGGCCUGGGAUCACAUGUACCCCUGACAAAAGUAGAGUCACAGGGAUCAGUCUAACGGAUUCCACCAUCUCAGGUCCUCUAUUCGGCAACUUCUCUGCCUUGACGCAGCUCACAUUUCUUGAUUUAUCAAGUAACACGAUCGGAGGGUCGAUUCCAGAUGACCUGAGCCGUUGCCACAGCUUAAAGCAUCUGAAUCUUUCUAAUAACAUCAUUAGAGGGGAGCUUAGCUUAUCCGGGCUAUCGAAUCUUGAGGUUCUUGAUCUGUCCGUGAAUAAAAUUUCCGGUGAUGUUCGCUCUAGCUUCCCAUUGAUAUGCAACAGCUUGGUUGUUGCAAAUCUAUCGACAAAUAACUUCAGUGGCAGAAUAGAUGACGUCUUCAAUGAGUGUAGGUAUCUGAAGUAUGUCAACUUGAGAUACAACAGAUUCAGUGGAGAGAUAUGGUCUGGUUUUAGGAGACUGGUCAAGUUUUCAGUUUCUGGGAAUCGUCUCUCCGGUAAUAUCUCAGCUUCCAUGUUCAGGGGGAACUGCAAUUUGCAAGUGUUGGAUUUGUCUGGGAACGGUUUUGUCGGGGAGUUUCCGGGACAAGUUUCGAAUUGUCAGAACCUGAAUGUGUUGGAUCUGUGGGGAAACAACUUCACGGGAAACAUUCCAGCUGAGUUAGGAUCCAUAUCAUCUCUCAGAGGUUUGCACUUGGGGAAUAAUAUGUUUUCUCGAGACAUACCGGAAACUCUCCUGAGCUUGAGCAACUUGGUGUUUCUGGGCCUAAGCAGAAACAACUUUGGAGGAGAUGUACAGGAAAUAUUCGGGAGAUUCACUCAAGUGAAGUAUCUAGUUCUGUAUGGGAACUCGUACGUUGGAGGUAUCCAUUCUUCUAACAUCCUCACGUUACCUAAUCUUUCAAGGCUUGAUCUUAGCUACAACAACUUUUCAGGCCGGUUGCCUGCUGAAAUCUCGCAGAAUUUGACCUUCUUGAUUCUUGCUUAUAAUAACUUCAGCGGCGAUAUACCACGUGAGUAUGGGAACAUGCCGAGGCUUCAAGCACUUGAUCUCUCAUCUAACAGGCUGACUGGUUCAAUACCAGCUUCUUUUGGAAAGUUAACAUCUCUCCUGUGGCUUAUGCUUGCGAAUAACUCUCUGUCAGGAGAAAUUCCACGCGAGAUUGGAAACUGCUCGAGUCUAUUGUGGCUUAACGUGGCGAACAACCAGCUCUCUGGUGGACUCUAUCCUGAACUGACUAAUAUGGGUAGCAAUCCUACUCCAACGUUUGAAGUGAACCGGCAAAGCGAGGACUACAUAGUUGCUGGUUCCGGUGAAUGCUUGGUGAUGAAGAGAUGGAUUCCUGCAGAGUUCCCUCCUUUCAUAUUUGGAUUGGAAAGUCUUACAAAAAGGAGUUGCAGAAGCCUGUGGGACCAUGUUCGUGAAGGUAAAUGUAUAUUUCCUGUAUGCCCUCCUGGUUCUACUGUGGGUCCACUUGAUGUUUCAGGCUAUCUUCAGCUCAGUGGAAACAAGAUGUCCGGCGAGGUUCCGGCAAAUAUAUCUCAGAUGAAGAAGUUGAGUAUGCUUCACUUGGGGUUCAAUGAGUUUGAAGGGAAACUUCCUACAGAGAUUGGACAAUUGCCUCUUGUGUUUCUUAACCUGACCAGAAACAAGUUCUCAGGCCAGAUUCCUCGAGAAAUCGGAAAUAUAUAUAAUCUGCAGAAUCUUGAUCUGUCCUACAACAAUUUCUCAGGAAACUUUCCAACGAGUUUGAAUGACUUGAAUGAGAUGAGUAAGUUCAACAUCUCGUAUAACCCUUUCAUACAUGGUGUGAUACCAUCUAGGGGACAGCUUGCAACGUUUGGAAAAGACUCCUUUCUAGGAAAUACUCUGCUGCAGCUUCCUAGUUUCUUCAACCAACCAGGGAACAACAAUACGAGCUCAGGAGAACGAGAUAAUGGAAGAGAAGAGGAUGAAGAUGAUGAAUCUGCUAUAGACAUGUUGGCUUUCUGUUGGAGUACUGUUUUAUUUUAUGUGGUUGCGCUGAUAGGCACUCUAGUACUGAUAUACUUUGAUUGUCCUUGGUCUCGAGCAUGGCUCCGCCUUAUCGAUACUUUCAUGUCAUCUUUGAAAAGUAAGUUGUCUUAAAAUCGUUUCUGAUCAGUUAUCAAGGAAAAAGCUUGAAUCUUCUCUUUCUUUCUGUAAGUAUAUGUGUUUUGGAUUUAACUUGCAAGUUAUUAUUUAUUGUA